This is a messenger RNA of Pantherophis guttatus, 3071 nucleotides long. RefSeq names its product adrenocortical dysplasia protein-like. The record is from RefSeq and is a predicted model, not a curated record. Gene Ontology annotation, cellular component: chromosome, telomeric region; telomerase holoenzyme complex; shelterin complex. Gene Ontology annotation, molecular function: telomeric repeat DNA binding. Gene Ontology annotation, biological process: telomere maintenance via telomerase; protein localization to chromosome, telomeric region; negative regulation of telomere maintenance via telomerase. Lineage: Eukaryota; Metazoa; Chordata; Lepidosauria; Squamata; Colubridae.
GCCUUCUCCUCCCCGGGAGCGGCUGGCUUCGUCGGAAGGCGGAGCCCUGACGCGGCUUCUCAAGUCCCAGCAAAAGGGACGACGGGGCGGCCUAGGCCCGCCGAGCCGCUCUCGCCCGCAUGGACCAGAACCGGGCGCCGUAUUGGUUCCGCCGCAGGAGAUCUCCGCCACGCGCGCAGCCCCGCCGUUUAGACACUGAAUAUAGCCUGGCCAGCAACAAUAGACAUCAUUCAUCGUAUUUGGACCCUUGGAUUGUGAGUCUUCUGUUGGAGUACAAAGAAUCCGUGAUCAAAACAGAUGGACAGCUUGGACAUGUCCUGAAGGUUUUGAAUGAACCAAGGGUUUACCAAGAUGCUGAACCAGAAACAAUUCUACAUAUUGGAGAUGGACUUCACUAUAUUGAAGUGGUGGUUGCGGGCAAAGCUGCUAAAAUGUCAAAACAAUCUAUGGCUCAGAAUGGAUUGUCUGGUAUUAUUGGCCAGUUCAUCGUCUUGCAGAAUUAUAGAGUCAAUUUUAAAAGAGCAGCUGAAAUGGAAGAUUGUCGAUUUUACCUCACCCUUGAGUGUUUCCAGGUCAUGUCCAUGAAGAGAGAGGGGAAGAGUCUGCAAAAUUGCAAUCGGGAGCUGUCAGUCAUACAAAAGAUAAAGGACCUAUGGCAGAAAGGUUUUGCGACGCAGAUGUGGUUCAACUCAGGACAAAAAUCGCAGUCGGUUUCCCAAGUAUUGAUAGAUGUAAACUAUGAUCAGCUGAACAUUUUGAAGCAAAACGCUAAGGAUUGUCUCAACUUAUCAGGCACCAGCAAACUGUUGGAUUCUGAGCAACUGGCCGUGUAUCCUGACACUAAAUGGCAACUGGAACGGAAGCAAAAUAAGAUGCACCAAGAUAUCUUCACAGUUCCAGCUGAAUACCUGGUGAUCAGUGCAGAAAAUGAGGCAGCACUUUCCCAGUCCUACAUAGCAAAUACCCUUCAAGCUGUUCCUGAAGAAGCUGAAAACAUUCAAGAAGAUGACCGUAGUACUGUAUCCUUUUUCAGUGCAGAUUCUGCAAGUUUGGAUGGUUCGUUAGAAAAUCCCUGGGAUGCGGUUCCUGGAAUAACCUUGAGCACCUCCAGUGAUGCUUCUGGCACAUCCCAUGGCCUUCCCCAGAUGCAGCAAAUGCUUUUGGCCAGUCCUGCUGAAGAAACAAACCCAGACUCCAACACUUGCAUCUCACAUUUCCUGGAGCCUUGUGAUAAUACGCCUCGCCGUCGCUCCGAGCGCACUGCACCGCGGAAGUUUCCGUCGCUUUUUCAUUUUCAGAACCGUGAAUUUCUCAUCGAAACGGCCAAUCAGAAACCGGACCUGGUGACGUCAACCACAUCAGGCCAGGCCAGCGAACUUGCAGACAGCCUCCCUUGUGGCCAGCCAUUAAAUAAAUCCUACCUUCAGAGUUCUGGGUUUCCUUUUUCUCCUGUUCGUCAUUCCAACGAGGGCGACUUCUCCUCGGAGCCGGUGUCUGAAAAUAGGAAGGAUUGUCCAUCCCUUGCCCAUGGAGAUAAAGGGAUGACAGAUAGAUGGAAAUACUUUGAAGCUGAGAAAUACAUGUCAGCUCAAAGGAAACGGGUGCCAAAUGAAGGGGAACCUUCUGAGGCUUCUACUCCAACUUGUAGUAGUAGUAGUCUGGAAGCUGUAGGGCACUGCUCUACUGAGACCGUUACAAAAACUAGUACUCCAAAUAAGAGACGUGUAAAUCGGUACCUUCCUUUAAAAUUGUCAAGCACCCCCAAGAAAAGGCGGUUAGAGGAGAUUCGGGAUGAGCAGCCACAGGUGUUUGAGCGUUGCAGUUGCGCAGAGAGACAGCUGGAAGAAAGAAGCAAGCAGGAACCAAUGGGAAUCGUCACCAGGAAAUCAAAGCGAAUUCAACAAAAGGAGAAUGCAAAAGGAGACGGUUUUCACUUUAUACGCAGCCCACCUACACCAGAGCUCUGCACUCAAGUGCAGUCUGUAAGGAUCUCAAGAGCAUUACUGGGAUGGGCACGCUGGGUUUUCAGCAACGCAGAGAAGCAAUAAACUUCCCAAAGAUUCCUUGAUCUCAGGUUGAAUUACCCUCGAUGCUUUCGUUACGGUUUAAACUGUUUGGUUUUUUUAUAUAUAUAUAUUCUGUUUUUCUGAAGAUAGAUAUGUUGUUCCAAUUUCACUAUACAGAAAAGAAAGGAACCCAUCACCUUUUUUAAUCGUAAGGUUGUUUGGAUGUCUCGAGCAAAGAUUCGCUUUGAUUUUUGAUAACAAAGAUGUGCCACCUGCUUCUUUUAAGAAUGACAGAAUGACAAUGCCAUAAGACAUAAUGCACCUAUUUAUAUAAACUGUAAGUGGGACUCAGCUAUAAAUGCAAACCUGUUUGUAUGCUUUUGUUUCAUAACUUGUUAAAAUAAACUGGCAACCAGGUAAAGAGUUAUUUUUAAGUACAGGGAAGCUAGUUUUUUUUUUUUUUUUUACAGUUGGUUGUAAAUACAAUGCAAAGAAUUUUAGUCUUUAAAAGUUGACAUAUGGAAACUACAAUUCCUAAGCUAGUGUGCCCUGACAUACAAAACCUGUAAUUUUAUCUGCAACGAGGGAUUUGCAGGCAUUUUAAGGAGUGUAUCCAUUUUUGAAGUUAGAGAGGAUGUGUAGCCUACGUGCCUUUAAGCUGAACCGUUUUUCUCCCUUAAGAGACUUACACUUUAGACCCUAACAUGCUUUCAUAGUUCAGAAUUGUAUUAAAAACUUCCUUUGUCUGUUCUCAGUCUACUAUCAGUUUCAUUAGAUAACUAUGCAGGAAAGCAAUACUAAGUUUGUAGAGCAUUUCAGGAGACAGAUAUAUGCUAUGUGUCAUUAAGUAACUUGAGUGUGGCAUCGAGAAAGACCAUAUGGAAGAAGGUAAAACAUUCAUUACGUUAAUAGAAAUACAUCUAGUGAAAUGCUACACAAAUUAAACAUUUCUUGCUGUAAGUGAUGGUUUCCACAGCUGUAUAUAUUUGUAAAAAAAAAAAAAGCCAUAAAAGUAGUAAACAAUUGUAUGCCAACAUCCAUAUGAAUUAAAAUGCUUAUUUUUAA